AAAUAAACUGUAAUACUUAAGUAGCCUAUUCUCAGCACAUUAAUCUUUGGAUUUCUUUUCGCAACACCAGACUCUUGGCGUUUUGAACUCUUCCGUGACUAAUUAAGAAAUCGUCUAUUAUGCCUACAUACGUUAUCACAGGGACUUCGAAAGGUCUUGGCUACGAGUUCCUGCGCCAGCUAUCCAGCGAUGCCAAGAACAAAGUCAUUGGGAUAGUUCGGGACAAACAAGCGACUGAGAAAAGGGUUGCCGAAGAACUCCACGGUCGAAUGAACAUACAUAUUAUUCAGGCCGACAUUACCAACUACGAAAAUUUGGAGAAUGCUGUCGCGCAGGUGGCUGACAUCAGUGGCGGAAGCGUUGACUAUCUCAUUGCCAAUGCAGCUUAUAUGUCACAAGUCGAAGCCGAGAGGUUUGGUGGCUUUGCAGCAUUGAGCAAACAACCACAAGUCCUUCAGGAAGACUUGUCAAGGUGUCUGAACACCAACGUGAUAGCUCAGAUCAACCUGAUCAACCUGUUCAUGCCGCUUAUAUUCAAAGGUCAGGUUAAGAAAGUCAUUGCUAUCUCCAGUGGCCAUUCGGACUUGGAUCUGAUCACAAAGUACAAUAUUGAGUUCGCUCCGCUGUACACGAUUAGCAAGGCGGCCCUGAAUGCAGUCAUCGCCAAGUUCAGUGCGCAGUAUUCUGAAGACGGUGUGCUCUUCCUAUCUGUUUGUCCAGGCAUGGUUGACACGGGAAGUAUUGCCGAAUUGACCGAAGUAGAAACGAAAGCAUUGACGCGCAUGCUGGGUAAGUUCCAAGAGUAUGCGCCUCAUUUUAAGGGCCCAGCCACUCCAGAAGCAGCUAUCAAGGAUGUUCUUUCAGUGAUAGAGCGAUCAAGUGUUGAGAAUGGCAAUGGUGGCAGUUUCCUGUCACACUUGGGAACUAAACAGUGGCUGUAGAUGGUGUUGAGAAGAUGCAUACGCCUAAGGCGCUCAAGCGUCUUUCGCACAGCUUACCUUCGGUCAGGCCGGGCAUUUAUUAAACACUCCCUAUUGUUAGCCUCUUCAAUUCACGUUGGUUAUUGCAAUUAUGACAAUUCUCCACUCAAGAUCAGACAGAUAGCUUAGCACGCUCAUGACAAU
This is a messenger RNA of Truncatella angustata, 1124 nucleotides long. RefSeq lists its product as uncharacterized. The coding region runs from base 120 to 941 and encodes 273 amino acids. The transcript is spliced from 5 exons. NCBI's taxonomy places the organism in Eukaryota, Fungi, Ascomycota, Sordariomycetes, Amphisphaeriales, Sporocadaceae. Gene Ontology annotation, molecular function: oxidoreductase activity, acting on the CH-OH group of donors, NAD or NADP as acceptor. The record is from RefSeq and is a predicted model, not a curated record.